This is a messenger RNA of Rubroshorea leprosula, 1361 nucleotides long. NCBI's taxonomy places the organism in Eukaryota, Viridiplantae, Streptophyta, Magnoliopsida, Malvales, Dipterocarpaceae. The record is from the annotation of a GenBank genome assembly.
GAACCGGAAAAUGGACUGGUAAUAGGGAAAUCAGUAGAAAAAUUAAAAAUAUCCGCUCAGUUUUCCGAGCGAACAAAAACUCGAUCUGCUUGGAUGCUUCGAUCGCAUGGCGUCCUCGCACAAUCCUUCUUCGCAUUACACACAAGUUCCUCUUACUUCUGAUUCAGGGGGCAAUCCUGAGGAUCAUGAAGCUCCGGCGGUUCCGAUACAUAUAGUCACCAGUGCUUCUCAACUCCCGGCGAAGUUCCUGGAGCCGUCGCCGCAGGAUCCGUUGGUUAUCGGUUUCGAUUGUGAAGGUGUCGACCUGUGCCGGCACGGGACUCUUUGUAUUAUGCAGCUUGCAUUUCCUGAUGCAAUAUACUUGGUUGAUGCCAUUGAGGGUGGUGAGACGCUUGUAAAAGCCUGUAAGCCUGCACUUGAGUCUAGUUACAUCACAAAAGUUAUUCACGAUUGCAAGCGAGAUAGCGAGGCAUUGUACUUUCAAUUUGGAAUCAAGUUGCAUAAUGUCAUGGAUACACAGAUUGCUUUUUCUCUUAUAGAGGAGCAAGAGGGACGGACAAGAUUGCAUGAUGACUACAUAUCAUUUGUUAGCCUCCUUGCAGAUCCACGUUAUUGUGGCAUAUCAUAUCAGGAAAAAGAAGAGGUCCGUGUCCUUCUUAGGCAGGAUCCAAAAUUUUGGAUUUACAGGCCAUUAUCAGAGCUAAUGGUCCGUGCUGCUGCAGAUGAUGUUCGAUUUCUCCUCUGCAUCUAUCAUAAGAUGAUGGAGAAACUGAAUGGACGAUCCUUAUGGUACCUCUCAGUUCGUGGUGCUUUGUAUUGCCGAUGUUUCUGCAUCAAUGAUAAUGACUAUGCCGAUUGGACCCCUCUCCCUUACAUUCCAGAUAACUUGAUGGCAGAAGGGAAUGCUCCCGAGGAAGAAAUACUUUCGGUUCUUGAUGUUCCCCAAGGGAAAAUGGGAUGUAUCAUUGGCAGAAGAGGAUCCUCCAUUUUGUCAAUAAAGGAAUCUUGCAAUGCGGAAAUCUUCUUUGGGGGUACUAAGGGUCCACCUGACAAGGUUUUCAUAAUCGGCCCUGUGAAGCAAGUGAGAAAAGCUGAAGCCAUGUUGAGGGGAAGAAUGCUAGAAAUAUACUAGGGAAAUCUUUUUGGUUCCUCAAAUGGUUUGCAAUAAUGAACAUCAGCCUCAGAAGAUUGAAUUUGCCUAACCUUCUUAUGUUUCAUGGAUAUGAUCGUCUUAUUCGAUGAUUGCAUGACUUGGUAUCAUGUUCUAGGCAAAGCUAGAUGCCUAAUUAGAAAAUGAAAACAAAUUAAGUUUUAAAACACACGGUUGGGUACCAUAAGUAAAAUGAAAAUUUGUUGAUAGU